CAACCACAACUAUAGCUCCAACAACCACAACUCCAGCUCCAACAACAAGUCCAGCUCCUCCAACAACCACAACCGCAGCUCCAGCAACCAAUACCGCAGCUCCAACAACCACAACUCCAGCUCCAACAACCACAACCCCACCUCCAACAACCACAACCGCAGCUCCAACAACCACAACCGCAGCUCCAACAACCACAACCGCAAAUCCGACAACCACAACCGAAGCUCCGACACCACAACUCAAUUCCCAACCAACAACCACAACCCUCCAACAACCACAACUACAGCUCCCACAAACACAAGUCCAGCUCCAACAACCACAACUUCCGCUCCAACAACGACUACCGCACGUUCAACAACCACAACUCCAGUCCCAACAACCACAACUUCAGCUCCAAUAACCACAGCUGCACCUCCAACAACCACAAAAACAGCUCCAACUACCACAACUCCAACUCCGACAACCCCAGCUCUUGCAAUCUUAACUCCAACAACUCCAACAACCACACCCCUAACAACUACAGCCACAGCUCAAAGAACCACAACCGCAGCUCCAACAACCCCAACUUCAGCUCCAAAAACCACAUUUGCAGCUCCAACAAUCACAACCACUUCUCCAACAACCACAACAACAGCUUCAACAAGCACAACUUCAGCUCCAAUAACCACAGCUGCACCUCCAACAACCACAACUGCAGCUCCAACAACCACAACUCCAACUCCGACAACCCCAGCUCUUGCAAUGUUAACUCCAACAACUCCAACAACCACAACCGAAGCUCCCACAACCACAACUCCAGUCCCAACAACCAUAACCGCAGCUUCAACAACCACAACCGCAGAUCCAACAACUACAACUCCAGCUCUGACAACCCCAACCCCAGCUCCAGCAAUCUUAAAUCCAACAAGCACAACUCUAACAACCACAACUCCAACAAUCACAACCACUUCUCCAACAACCACAACAACAGCUUCAACAAGCACAACUUCAGCUCCAAUAACCACAGCUGCACCUCCAACAACCACAACUGCAGCUCCAACAACUCCAACUCCGACAACCCCAGCUCUUGCAAUGUUAACUCCAACAAGCACAACUCAAACAACCACAACCACAGCUCCAACAACCAAAACCACAACUGCUGUUCCGAUAACCACAACUUUUUCUCCAACAACCACAACCGCAGCUCCAACAACCACAACUCCAGCUCCGACAACCCCAGCUCUAGCAAUCUUAACUCCAACAAACACAACUCAAGCUCCAACAACCGCAACCACAGAUCCAACAACCACAUCCCCAGCUCCAACAACCACAACUCAACCACAACAACAGCUCCAAGAACCAGAACCAUAGCUCCAACAACCACAACCGCAGCUCCAACAACCACAACUGCAGCUCCAACAACCACAAACAUAGCUCCAACAACCACAACCACAGCCACAACAACUACAGCCACAGCUCAGAGAACCCCAACUACAGCUCCAACAACCACAUUUGCAGCUCCAACAAUCACAACUACUUCUCCAACAACCACAACAACAGCUUCAACAACCACAGCUUCAGCUCCAACAACCACAUACGAAGCUCCCACAACCGUAGCUCCAACAACCACAACCGCAGAUCCAAAAACUACAACUCCAGCUUCGACAACCCCAACCCCAGCUCCAGCAAUCUUAACUCCAACAAGCACAAUUCUAACAACCACAACUGCAGUUUCAACAACCACAACUCCAGCUCCAACAACCACAAUCACAGCUCCAACAACUACAACUGACGCUCCAACAACCACAACAUCAGGUCCAACAACCACAACCGCAGCUCCAGCAACCACAAUCAUAGCUCCAACAACCACAACUGCAGCCCCAACAACCACAGCCACAGCUAAACCAACCACAACCGCAGCUCCAACAACCACAACCAAAGCUCCAACAACCACAACCGCAGCUCCAGCAACCACAACCACAGCUUCAACAACCACAACAACAGCUUCAACAACCACAGAUUCAGCUCCAACAACCACAACCGAAUCUCCCACAACCACAACUCCAGUUCCAUCAACCUCAACCGCAGCUCCAUCAACCACAACCGCAGAUCCAACAACUACAAUUCCAGCUCCGACAACCCCAACCCCAGUUCCAGCAAUCUUAACUCCAACAAGCACAACUCUAAGAACCACAACCGCAGCUCCAACAACCACAUCUCCUGCUCCAACCACCACAAUCACAGCUCCAACAACUAUAACUCCAGCUCCAACAACCACACCCACAGUUCCAACAACCACAGCUCCAACAACCACAAUCACACCUCCAACAACCACAACCGCAGCUCCAACAACCACAACCGCAGCUCCAACAACCACAACCGCAGCUCAAACAACCACAACUCCAGCUCCAACAACCACAAUUGAAGCUCCAGCCACCACAACCGCAGCUUCAACAACCACACCCGCAGCUCCAACAACCAUAACUCUAGCUCCCACAACGCCAGGUCCGACAUCCCCAACCCCAGGUCCAACAACCACAACCACAGUUCCAAACACCACAACUCUUGGUCCAACAGGCAUAACUCCCGCUCCAACUACAACACCAGGUAGAUCAACAACCACCCAGGGCUUAACAACUUUGGCACAUAUACAAAUGAAGAUAUCUUCUGUUGGAGAGAUCAGCAAUGGAACAAUCACUCAGCUUAUUCAGCAGUUUUUUAGAGAACAGCUCCUGAAUGGAACAGCUCACACCGUCACUGUGACCAAAAUUCAGAGGGUUAGUGUGAGCCCAUAGAUGUAUAUGCAAUUUAAUGGUCAACGACAAGCUUGUAAAGAUAGAAAAAAAAUCCUGAUG
Molecule: messenger RNA, 2835 nt
Organism: Sphaeramia orbicularis (orbiculate cardinalfish)
Lineage: Eukaryota; Metazoa; Chordata; Actinopteri; Kurtiformes; Apogonidae
Product: GATA zinc finger domain-containing protein 14-like
Exons: 9
Source: RefSeq, a predicted model, not a curated record